Molecule: messenger RNA, 3844 nt
Organism: Lates calcarifer (barramundi perch)
Lineage: Eukaryota; Metazoa; Chordata; Actinopteri; Centropomidae
Product: H/ACA ribonucleoprotein complex non-core subunit NAF1
Exons: 9
Coding region: 78-1370 (430 amino acids)
Biological process (GO): box H/ACA snoRNP assembly; pseudouridine synthesis; ribosome biogenesis
Cellular component (GO): sno(s)RNA-containing ribonucleoprotein complex
Molecular function (GO): RNA binding
Source: RefSeq, a predicted model, not a curated record
UUUUAGUGAAGUAGACGAGGUCUGGAGUUUACUGAGGUUCCCCGCGACACGGAUUCAGUAGCUUCACCGACAUACAGAUGGAUGAAAAACUAUCCGAGGAAAAUGGACAGACGGUACCAACACACCAGGAGGAAGAGGAGGAGAUGGAGGUUACUGUGACAACACAACUAGAGAGUGUUACUGUGACCCCUGACAACGCAGACCUGUCUUCACACACAGAAACACAACCGGAGGAGAAAGGAGCUGUACAUACAGACUCAACAGCAGCAGCACUUUCUUUAGACAGUGUGUGUAAGACAGAGGACUGUGAUGAUGACGACGAAGACGAUGACUCAGAGGAUUCAGAUAGUGACAGCUCUUCCUCUUCCUCCUCAUCGUCCUCUUCCUCCUCAUCCUCUUCCUCUCCCUCUGCCCCCAUAUUUGAGGAUGACGAUGACGAGGGUUUCAGCCAACCAGCCCCCAUCAAAAGCAGAGAUGAAGUCCUGCUCGAGGAGCUGCCUGCGGUAGAGGACUUGUGUGUAUCGUUACCAGAGAAUGCAGAACUGCAGCCUGUAGGGACCAUCUCCAGUAUUCUACAGCAGCUUGUUAUCAUCCAGUCUCUGAAAGACACGCCCCCUCUGACUGAUGACAGCAUCAUCUUUAAUUCUGAUAGGUUGGCUGUGGGCAAGGUGUUUGAGGUGUUUGGUCCAGUGUCCAGUCCACUGUAUAUUGUACGUCUGAGCUCUGUGGAGCAGAUAAGCAGCAAGGGGCUGACAGAGGGCCUGACUGUUUAUUAUGCACCGGCAAUCAAAGAGUACACAGGAUACAUCCUCACACAACAGCUUAGACUUUUAAAGGGAUCAGAUGCAUCCUGGAAGAACGAUCAAGAACCACCAGAAGAGGCUUUAGAUUAUAGUGAUGAUGAGAAAGAGCAGGAGGCAAAGAGGAAAGCGAAAAACCUAAAAAAGAAACGGGACCAUAAUAAUACAGAUAAUUCUGCCAACAUUACCCAGAGCACCUUGCUGCAGCAGCAGCAGCAGCAGCAGCAGCAGCAGCAGCAGCGUGAUAACAGGGGCUUCCCACCAAGACAUGCAGGGCCUUCAGUCAGGCACCAGAACCCAAGGAACAAACAGCCACCAUUCAGACACACACGCCCACCACCUGCACACAUAAGUGCACCUCCCAUGUACCUCCCACCUCUCUGUCCUUACCCUCCUCCACCUCCUCAUCAUUUCCCCCCACCCAGCUUCGCUCUCUACCCACCACCUCCUCCUCCUCCAUCUUUCUUCAAUCCAUCUUUCUCUUCUCCUCUCUGGCCACCAAACUCUGUCCCCUUCUCUGACCUCCCUCCUCCUCCUCCUCCCCCACCGCCUCCUCCUCCAUCUCAGUGAUGCCCAACACAUGGUCUGUACACGUGCACACUCACCAGACUUCCUGUUGGUAAAUUUAUGUUGUUUUUUUUUUCUUAUUAGAAAUGUCAUCACGACAGCUGGACAAAUCAUCCAUAUGUAUCAAUCCCUGGCUCUGCUUGUUAGCAGUGUUUAUUAGGCUGUGCAGUCACUGAUAAUAGAAUAUAAUAUUAACUUUAAUGUUGCUGAAGGAGCCAAGUGAUGUGCUGUGAGCAACUGCAUACCCUGCCACUGCUGUGUUUUUAAGUUUUAAACAUUCUUUCAUCAAAUAGUUAUAAUUUCUAAUUAUUUUAUUUUUCCUUCCGAACUUCAUGAACUUAUCUUGGAGACAACCAACCACACUUGUAUUGAUUUCUUUAAUGAAACACUAGCACAGUGUCAAAGACCUUCAAACAAAAUGAAGGUAUGGUAUCAUUUUACUGAGCUAGUGAGACUUAUGUAAGAACAACAGUGUGUGGAAACGUAUCGCUUGGGAAAUGAACUAGUUCUUCUUGGACCAGUUCUGUGGUGUCAUGAGAAAAUAACAGGCCAAUAGUGUGAGGUAAUGUCGGGGUCUCAUGGACUUGAAAUUAAAUACAAUGCGUUCAGAAAGUAUUUAGAUGUCUUUCACAUUUUGUUAUGUUGCAUCUAAACUCAAUGCCACAUAAUGAUAAAACCAAAACAGAAGUUUAGUUUUUUCCCUAAAUUCAUUGAAAAGGAAAACUGAAAUAUCACAUUAAUAUUAUUAUUCAGAUACUUCACUAUAACACUUGGAAUUUAGCUCAUUUCUUUUCAUCAGGCAACUAGCUCUAGGAAGAGACCUAGUUGUUCCUAAACUUCUUCCAUUUAAGAGUUAUGGAUCCCACUGUGUUCUUGGGAUCUCCUUUUUUGUAGCCUGCUCCAGAUCUGAGUCUAAACACAAUCCUGUCUCAUGAAUUCUGCAGGUGGUUGCUUUGACUUCAUGGUUUGGUUUUUGAUCUGAUAUGCUGUGAGACCUUAUAUAGACAGGUGUGUGCCUCAUUGAAUUUACCACAGGUAGACUCCUAGUCAAAGUGUAGAAACAUCUAAAAGAUGAUCUAAACAAAUGGGAGGAUCCUGAGCUAGAUUUCAAGUGUCAUAGCAAAGGGUCUCAAAAUUUAUGUCAAUGUGAUACAUCAGUUUUUCUAAAUAUCUGUUUUUGCUUUGUUAUUAUGUGGUAUUAAGUGUAGAUUGAUGAUACAUAACAAAAUGUGAAAAAAGUGAAGGGGUCUUGAUACUGUCCACAUGCACUGUAUGUUUGAAUGUCAGCAUGAGGCAUCUCAAACAACAUGUCCCACGGCUGAUUUUUGUGUCAUUAUUUGACAGCUAAGUUGACCAACAAGAAAUGUGUGGAAAGCUUGGUGAAUUCUUUCACAUCUGUAGAUGUGGUAAUUAUUUAAGUGCAUUCUAAACACAUUAUUAGUGUAUGACAAGUGUUGCCAUCAGUGUGUUGAAGGAAAUCACAGUCAGCUUUUUAUGCAUCACAGCCUACUCAGUUUCCUUCACACUUUUGGCCAGGUACAUGUAUGAUGCUGUAUAUACAGAAUGGACACAGCAAAUGAUAAUUCAUUUGAUUUUCAGUUAAUAUUAACCUUUAGAGAAACAAAAUAAUGUUAGGCAGGCAUUGAUUUAAUUUUUCUUUUUCCAUUAUGGUUGCACUGCAUAUUUAAAUGUCAAACAUACACUUACUGUGUGUGUUUUAGUUGCUAAAAUGAAAUAACACACAGUUAACUUUGAGUGGAGCAGAAAAAUAUUUUCCAGUCUUUCAUUUCAGUUGCAAAUAAUAAAACAGUUCUACCAAUGGAAAAAAUCACAGUCUGUAAAAUGCUGUAGUUGCAGUUCUAUACUCAGGCUUCAUUAUUUAAAUGUAUCCCAGUGUGUGUUGAUCUGGUCUCAUCUGGAAGUUGUUCCCUACACACAGUUAUGUCUGCACAGAGUGGAAGAUUAAUAUCAGAGAAGAAGCAGCAGCGGUUUGUCUAGACGUCCCAGACAAAUGCUAUGGAAUUUGUUUAAAAUAAUAUUCUUUGUUUGUGGAAGAGCAAUUUCAACUAUAAACUCAGUAUGUUUCAAUGUGAAAGUGACGGUUUAACUGAACUGAAAACUGCCGACCAUACAAAUGUAGACUUGAUACCUUUUUUUACUGGCUGAAAUUGAGCUCUGCUGUUGUCGCUCGUGAUAUUGUAUAUUUCUUUGUUGUUGUUUUUUUUUACCAGAAUUCUUUAUAGAUGUCAACAUUUGCACCAUUUAAAGAAUUGCAUCAAUGGAAAUAAAUGUCUCUGUGUAAAACGUACGUCAGUGUUUUGAGCCACAGUUGGUAAAAUGUUUUGUGUCACACUGUUGUGUAAAGCUGCUGCUGUGUUCAGUCUCUAACAGCCUUUCUCAACAGGACAUUUCUACACACUGAGUGAAAAUGAAAUCUGGCACAAGACAAAACAACAAUUAAACUGGUUAAUAUUUUA